Scylla paramamosain (green mud crab) is the source of this 17035-nucleotide messenger RNA. RefSeq names its product bridge-like lipid transfer protein family member 1 (gene tweek). The transcript is spliced from 85 exons. Gene Ontology annotation, biological process: synaptic vesicle endocytosis; transcription initiation at RNA polymerase II promoter. NCBI's taxonomy places the organism in Eukaryota, Metazoa, Arthropoda, Malacostraca, Decapoda, Portunidae. Bases 173 to 15865 code for a protein of 5230 amino acids. Gene Ontology annotation, cellular component: transcription factor TFIIA complex. The record is from RefSeq and is a predicted model, not a curated record.
CUUCGUAACCGUCAGCUGGCACUCCUUCAACAACAACAACAAACCCUCCCGCCUGCUGCCCUCGCCCACCUCCUUAUAAGAAACACAGAAGCCCCACACUGGACAUGGAAAGCAAUAUAAAGAUGAAGGAGGAAGGAAGUGUGAGAUAGAAAGAAGAAGUGUAGCUAAAGAAAUGCCGCUACGGGGACUACAUCUUGUAAUCUACCUGUACAUGAUGGCUAUAGGAGGAACAACAUCAACUGAGAUGGUGGUGGAGGGGACGGAGGAGAUCUUGGAGGAGGUGUAUCUGGACUCCCCGAUAGAGGGAGCUCCUCUCAACAGUAACAACACGCACUUCAUCAACAAUGUCUUCGAUAACCUGAAUGACCCUGACCUGGGCUACCUAGUGCUGUCCCUGCUCAUUGCUAUUGCCUGGUCUGUCUACAUCAUCCUAUUCAACUCUCGCAUCCAAGGCAGCAUCCUCACCACCAUCCUCCGACGCUUUGUCAAGUCUGGCAACCUGACCAUCGGUUCCUUUUCCCUCUCUGUGCUGUCCGGCAAGAUAAUGUUCCGCAAUGUGGUGUAUGUGACGGAGGACUACAGUCUGCGUAUUGUUGAUGGAAUGCUCAAGUUCCGCUACUGGCUGCCAUACGUCAAGAGGGAGCUGUCAGAGGACAUGUCCCACUGUGACCAUCGCCUGUGGCUGGAGCUUAAUGGACCAGAACUUCACAUAUACAACCGGUCACAGCUCUAUGCCAGGCUGGAGAAGGCGUUUGGGUUGGAGAAUCAGCUUGGAGUGAGUAAGGGGAUGAAGGAGGAGGAUGAGAAGGAAGAGGAGGAACACCAGCAGCAGCCCCAGAGACAGGCCAGGGACAUGAGCUUUUGGCAGGACUGGCGUGACCUGAUUCCUGUCAUAAAGAUUGAGCUUAAUAUGGCAAGGUUUGUGUUUGGCAACCGUCUGAUCCCAUCCACCCUACUGCUCACCACUGACAAGGCCGAGUGUCAGUACUCCACCAAGCCGGCUGCAUGCUCCCUCGAUUACUUCAUGCAGGUCUUCACAUCCAAGGCGGAGAACUUCAGGGUGAUCCUUGCCCCAAGCCCCAAGUACACUGGCAUGCUGGAUGAGCCCCCAAGGUACAUGGGUGAGGGUUUCGUGGUGAUGUCAUCCAGCCUGGUCCAUCUCUACUACUACAUGGAUGAGCCGGGACUUGUACCUGAAUACCCCCAGACUGUGCGCCUGCCAAAUGGAGAUGAGGUGACAGCCCCAGCACCAGUGUGGGGUCUGGACAUCAAGUGUGCCAAGGGGACCAACCUCAGCUAUGGGCCGUGGGCAGACAGGCAACGGGAGCAGCUCUUCAGGUUCUUCUUCCCUCAGGACUACCAGACACUGAAGCUGCCCAGUGCCCCAGUGCCCGGGGACCUGCGUCAGUUCCAGCAGUUUGACGUGAGGCUCAGUAUCUUGACAGAGGCCACCAUUGACAUCCUUUUCUCCAAGGAGAAGGAGACCAAAGCAGUACACAUGAACGUGCAGCGAGGCUCCUACUUUGAGAUGACGCUGCCCUGGACUGUCAGUGCAAGUGGUUAUGUCACCAAGAUCAAUGGGCAACUCUUCCAUGUGGAUGCCUCAACCAGCCUCCUGUACCGCAACCUGCUGGAGGCGGAGACCCUUGAUUACCGGGUCAACGUGCACUACCCUAGGGUGUGGAACCAUGACCAGACCUGGGACCUGGAGUUCAACAGCUGCAAGGCAACCUACCACUUCCUCUACACCCACAAGGAGUUCUUUCAGGACCUGGUAGAAGAUUGGUCUUCCCGCAUGCCGCCCGAUCUGCUCCACUUUGUGCCCUACUCAUGGAACUUCACCCUCAAGCUGCAGGAGUUUGAGCUGGUUACCUUGGCCAAUGGGUACAACUGGGUCGACUGCUCCUCACAGCAUCAGGCCAAUGCUCACAUUGCUUUCUGCGGGGAGGUGUUUGAACUCAAGUUUACUCUGCCAUUCAAUGAUUUCCUGCCUGAGACCAUCCUGCUCAAGUUUAUCAUUGCGGUAGAGAAUGUGGACCUGAGCCUGUACCUGCCACCCUGGAACACCACCAGGAACAUCAUUGCCGCCCUAGACCGUAAUGCCAAGUUGGCAAAUCGGGAGGACCGCCCCAAGCAGGCCUUCUCCAAUGACAAGUGGAGGAAGUUCUGUAAACUGAGUGCUGGCUGGGUGGACUGCUGGCAGGUGCCAGAGCUGGAGCUGAACAUCAAGUACACCUACCACCCGGUGCCACCACUUGGCCCCUCCCCUCAGGCCAACGUGUCCACCCCAGAGAAGGAGGAACUGCUGCUCUCCCCCAUCAGAGCACCACACAGGAAGAAGUCACCAAUGGAGAUCAUCAAGAACAUCACCCCAGAGCAGUUUGAUCCGACAUCCUUGACACCAGACUGCAUCAGUGUUGACCUGCGGAUCAUCAAACCAUCAGAGAUCAAACUGUAUGGUUCAGUCUUGUGUCUUUUCAUCCACCUCAAGGAGAACAUCUUUGGGGAGGACCAGACCUUCACUGACAUGAACCAAACCCACGUGGAGGAGGAUCAUCUGGUUGGGGAAGCAGCAGGAGCCCCAGAGGAGACCAAAUCAGAUGACAGCCUCAGUGAGCAGAAGAAGUCUGAGUUUGACUGCCGCCGCUACCGCCAGUUUGCUGUCACUGUGUACAUUGAUAUCCGGAACGUGGUUGGACAUCUGGUCAAGGACUGCACAGAGAGUGAUCCUUCCUGCCCAACGGUGGCGCUGGACUGCCUGAUCUUUGAGAUGAACAAGCGGUACACGGAGACACAGCUACAGGUGGUGGUGUCUCCGCUCAUCCUCACCACGAGUGACACAAACACUCAUCGCUCAGCUGCCCACCAGCACCUGCACACCGGCUUCCUCAUGCUCUCUGGAUUACAGAUGCGCGGACACGCCAUGUUUAGUGCUGAGGAACGCACGCUUGACGAGGAGACCUUGGAAUAUGCCUGGCUGGUGGAGCUGACCAUUGGCACACUCAGCGGCAAACUGACAACCCCACAGCUCCAAAACAUCAUCACUGCACUUGAAGCUUUCAUAUUCACCGUGGAGGAUACUGAGAACUCCCUGCGCCACCCCAAGCCUUACAUGUUGUGCUACCACGGCACUCCACAACCCCAGUGCGUCCACACCACCGGGGACCACUUCUGCCCCACCACGGACCUCAUCAAGUACAAGAUGGUCCGAGCCUCUAUUGAUGGAAUCUCUGUCAACCUGGUGGAGAGUGGCACCCUUCUGAGCCUCCAGGUGUACCCAAUCCGUGUGGCCACCUGCAACCUACAUGGGCAGCACACUCGUUCUGGCAUCACAGCACACAUCCUGAACAUCAGUGCACGGAACUACAUUUGUGCCCAGGAUGGCCACAAGGAGGGUGUUGGAGGGCGGGGUGGUGAGGUGGCAUCUGUGUGUGGCACCUCAACCAGCGGCACUGGCGGUGGUGGGGGUGUUGCUGGUGAGGUGUUCACUGAGGAUGUGUGGCUGGAGGCUGCUGCUGUGACUCUUGGGCCAGUGUAUGUUGACGCUGCUACCAGCAUGGAUGUCCUGCACCACGAUAUGCAGCUCAUACAGCAUAAGUUCCUGAAGCAGCAUGAUGAAUUCACAAUGAGGCUGUGGUUCCUGUGGCCACAGGAGGCUACCAAUGUGCCGGCACAGGUGUUUGGCAAGUGUGGGUGUGUGGGCGGGUGUGCCUUCUUUGGAAACAAUAGGAAUGGCCCCUCCUUCUUCAAGCCCUCCAAGCAGGACUUCUACAACGGGGUGAAUGUGGCACAGUAUGGGGUGAAUGAACCUGGUGAGAGUCCAGGUUAUGGCCAGAGCAUCCUGGAUGAGGACCAGUUGGUGUUCCAGGCUGGGGCGUAUACCAAGCUGGCCUCCUCCCACUGUGAUGCCCAGUCCUCCUCCUCCUCCAGCAAGGACCAUUAUGCCCUUAGCUCUGGCUAUGUCAAGAGUGCCUCCCCUGCCACCCCAGCUGAUCCACACCACCGGGCCAGCAGCUCACUGCACCAUGGCCCUGAGUCACACGUCCAUGAGCGCCUCAACCUACGCCACGGCUACCAGCGGGAACUUUCUGUCACUAGUCAUGACUCCAGCCCUCAGGUGACUGAUUCUGAUUCCAGGGGUGUCUCCAGUGCCCGGGAGGCUUCCAAAGAUGCAGUCCUGGGUGUUCCUGGAGGCCCUGACAGUCUCCCGACACCAGGCAGCCUCUCAGACUUGCGACGAUCAGUUGACAAUGUAAACACAGGACGCCAGAGUAAGAUGCCAUCAAGUCUCUCUCUCCAGACUGAGUUGCCUCUCCAUGCGGCUGGUGGACACAAGCUGUCAGGCGGCAGCAUGCGGGAGUCAACCUCUCGGCAGUCCCUCUCCAGCCAGCACAGUUUACUUGCUGUGGUGCAGCGAACCAUCUCUGUUGGCAGUGAGACACAGUCUGAGGCAUUUUUCUCAGCAGAUGAAGACCAGGUCAGUAAGAUGACAGUGAUUGGCAGUGGUGAUGGGUCUCUGUCACGCAUGUCCUCCCAGCAAAGCCUGCCUGUGGUGCCGGAAGACCAGCAUGCCCCAUCACAGCCCCACUCCCUAGAGAGUGAGACCUCCACACCCCCUACACCCCACCACGACCCAUCAGCUCUCACACUCAGCUCCAACAGUUACUAUAGCAGUGCUGAUGAUGGUCAGACCUGCUGCCCAAGCCAGAGCCACAGCAGACACAGUAGGAGUGGGAGUAACAGCAGCUGCAGCAGCAGUGGCAGCAACAGUCCCUGCCUGGACCACAGCCAGGCCUCCCUCAUCCACUCCCACAGUUCAGAGUCCCCUCACCCCUGGAAGGCUGACCGACCUGCUCGCUCCCGUAGGAAGGCUGACAGGAUCAAGGCGGCUCUGGACUGUAGCGGCGACAGCAGCUCUGAGGUGGGCAGUGUGUCCAGCACCUCCUUUAUCUCGGCGCUGUCUUCCCAGGAGGACAUCGCUCAGGUAGACCUUCACAUGCAGCUCAACAAGCCAAUCACUGAGUCUCCGCUACUCAUGUCCUCCUACAUCAACCAUAUGACGCAGCUCCGAUGCCUCAACUGGGACCACCCAAUGCCCAGCUUUGACUCCACCCCAGGACAGGCCAACAAGUGCUACAUUCCUGUGUUUGACAAGAUCAGUGAGGGCUUCACUGCCAUACGCAUGGUGGAGGGCAGCCGCCACGGCAUACCCCGUUCCCCACCCCCACCCCCAUCAGGCCGCACUCCCUCCCACCCCUACACCUGGGACACGCCUCUCUUCACCUGGGGAGAUGCUCAGGAUGAACCAGUCCAUGAAGACUCACAGGACACUAUGGGAGGCAUGCUGGAGGCCAACACUACCCGCACCACUGUUGUCAUCAAGCUCAAGAAGGACGUGGACAUCAUGCUCUCCCCCAUGGCCCUGGAGUCUGCCCAGCUCUUCCUGGAGGCCUUAACUCCAGUGAUGGAGUCACUACAUCCUCUCUCUAUUGUCAACCAUGCCCACAUGAGGUCUCAGUCAAGUGUGGCAGGACAAAACACCCUCAAAAAGAAGCGCUACAUGUACUGGUCCAGGCUGAGGGACAAGAGGGUGGCAGGUACACCAGAGCAGUCUGCUGUCUUGAGCACCACCUACCAGGAGAGUUGCUUCCAGCAAAUGCAAGGCCAAGUCACUGUGCCCAGGGUGAAUGUUACAUUACUGCAAGCAUCUGUGGUGGAGGAGGUGAUUUCCUUCUCUGCCCUGGACAACAUCCGAGACCUCACUUGUGUGUCCCUCUUCUCUGUCUGUCUGGAUAAUGUCAGUCUCCAGUUCUAUUCUGGACAUCAAUCCAAGAAGUCAGUCCAAAUGUACAUGAGGAAUCCACAUGAUCCUGUGAUGCAAAAGAAGAGUAAGUCAAAAGCCCGUCAGGCUGUUGAUCUCUUGGCUGAACCAGUGUACAUAGAGACCUCUGAGCGGCAGCAGGAGGAGAACAUGGUGUCUGUGGACGUGAACAAAGUGCAUGUUCAGCUGAGGCGUCUGAAGAAUGAAAGUGCCCUGCUGAAGGAUGCCAGUGUGACUGCCAUACCCAACCACAGGUCCAAGGUUUUGUUCAUGUUCCGGCGGUGUCCCCGAGGAGAGGAUGGGGAGAAUGGGGGUGGUGUGGGAACCCCUGUCAUGGAGGAUGACCGCAUGGGCUUCAUCAUGUUUGAGGCAGGCCUUGAGACCAUGGCACUUAGAGCUGUAAAAAGGAAGGGCUUUGGGCAGCAGGCAGAGGCCAGUGGAAAGCAUGAUGGGGGAAUCACCUGUGGCCCAAAUUGUCCCACCACAUCAGCAGGCAGUGGUGGUGGGCCCAGCAGCAGCUCUGGCCCGGGCACUGCAGGCACAGCUGAGCCACAGAGGACAGGUUCUGAGAUUCGGCGGGAGCCUUCAGACCGCCAGUGCUCAGCCUCAGUCUCCCAGGUAUCCAACAUGUCUACCCACUCAGGUGUUCAUCACUCCACAUCCUCAGGCAAUGGCAGUAUCAAGGAUCUGCCCCAUAAUCAGAGCAAAAGUGACAAACGUGACAUCACUUCCUUUGUGGUGGAGCUGCAGACUGUCUGGUUCAACUUUGCUGCACCACCACACACUCCCAUCACCAAGAAAAUUGACUACACACGAUUGGACUGGAACCUUCUGAGUACUGCUUCGCCAUCCAUCAAUGCAUGGAUGAACCCAAGUGACAGGCUGACAGUAGCAGUGAUCCACUUCCUCCAUGCAUCAGAGAGCCGCCGCCUCGGUGUGAUGGCGGCCCUGAUGGCAGAGGCACUUGAUGUGCAGAGCAUCCAUGUCCCUAUCAAGAACAAGUAUGUGAAGUUGAUGCCGCUGAGCCAGACGCUGCAGGAGGACCCGUCAUGCCAGCUGUGCAAUGUGCUGCGUCGCUAUGUGCUCCAGUCUUCCUCACGCACCAUUGAGGCCAACCUGCUGCCCCCCCACCUGCCCAAGCUAGCCACACUCAGACAGGGUGUGGUGGUAUUGAGUCGUCAGUGGAAGAAUGCUCUGUACAUGCCGUUGCUCAUGGAACAAACCUUCAGGAACAAGCAGACCCGUCCUGCCUUCACCUUCAAGUCACAUGCUGCACCAGAAGGGCGCUCCACUCCAAAGUUUGACCAAACCUUUGUGACCAGCGAGGUCACUGAUGAGAAGACAACCUUGCUGGAGGCUGAGGGAGGCUCUCUCCACUCCCACCCACCUCAUGACUCAGAUGGAAGUGGCACAUUGUGUGGGGAGGAUGUGACUGAUGGUGUGAUGAGCUCUGAGUCCACACAGCUGCCGCCACGCAAGACUCUGCCUUCCUACCCUCCACGCUCCUCUCGGGCUUCAGUCAUCCUUCCUGUCCUCAACACUGCGUUUGAGUCUCCAGCAAGGUUCCAGUUUCCAAAAAUUGGCGGUGGCUUUGGGGGUCACAUAUUUCAUCGGGGUGGUGGCCAUCAACAGCAGCAGCAGCAGCAGCAGCAACAGCAGCAGCAGCAGCAGCAGCAGCAGCAACAACAGCAACAACAACAACAACAACAACAGCAACAACAGCAGCAGCAACAACAACAACAACAACAACAACAACAACAGCAACAACAUCAGCAACAACAAGCACAGCACCAAGCACAACAGCAGCAGGUGCGAAGUGGGCCAGCAACAGUGGUGGCAGCAACAACAGUUGGGGACAACCGUAGUGGUGGCAGUCACAGCUCUGGCCUGGAACAAGCCUCCUCUUCCUCCAGCACAGAUGGUGGAGUGGGCUCUGGCAUGGCCACCCCAGGCCGUCCCACAGCCAUCACCUGUGAGAAGGACCAUGAGAAUCUGUACAACUGGAUGGUGCGGCAGCAGGAGUAUGCACAUGCUUCAGAGGCUGCUCAUCCCACAGUUACUUUUCCUAAGCGUGGGGAGGAGCUUCCCCUACUGAGUGACGGGGAGAGUGAGCGUCAAGAACACCCACCCAUGAGGGACUUCGGCAGUGUUCCUGAGCCUCCACACAGUGCCCACUUCUUGGAGGCUCACGUCAUCUUUGAGCCAAUGCUGACAGCCAUAGGAGUCAUCACACAGCAGGUGAAUGGCGGGGCACUGGAGCAACUGGGAUCCAAUGUGUCCAUCACGGGGAGUGUGGAGACACUGCGAGUAGACAUUAUUGAGUCCGAGGCAUCCAAACUCAACCGCAAGAAGAGAAAGACAGGCCUUCACGCAGGUAACACAGACGACUCAUCCUCAGGGGACACCUGUGAUACAGAGGGCAAAUUUUUCCUGGACAUAGGGAGUGAGGUGCCAGCCUUCCUCUGUGAACACGUUGGGCUGGAGAUUGACGUCAGUAAGGUAACAGAUGACUCCCGGGAAUGGGUCAACCACCAGCCCACGCUCUUUGUGUCCCGCAGCGCCCUCAAACAGCACACCUCCACCAUGGUGCACUUCUCCCUUAAUGUCAACUACAUCGCCCAGCAAGUCAACAUGCCACUGUUGAGACUCCUGCACCAAAUCAGUUCCAUGUAUCAGAAUGCCCGGGCAACACAGAUCGGUCUCCGUGAGCAGAGACCAACACGUGGGAAAGACAACAACCUGCCCACACACCACAAAGAAGGCUCCUACUCAGAGCUGCAUGAGGGGGAGUAUAAAGGUAAUGAAUAUAGCCUGAGCAUCAGUGAGGAGCAGGCCACAGUCUCCUCCCUGGCUGGCAUCAAGGGACCACGUGGCUCAGUGGUGUCCUCUCUGUCUGCCCGCAUCUCACCUCCCCCACUCACCUCCAGGACAAACCGCCCUCAGAGUUUUGCUCAGAGGCUGCGCUCCUCCACCAAGAUGACCAAAGGGUACACUAACUUAGGAGCUGAAAGAGGCACAGGCAGCCCUCUCUUUAGCAUCAGUGUGAGUGGCUCUGGGCUGGAGGGAGCCACCAUCUGCUCCUCUGACAAGUCGCCUCUCCUGGGUGCACCUGAGGCCCCCACACCCCCUGUUGCAGCCACAGCCACCCCUAAGUGUUGGCGGAACAUCUACUACCUCCUGGAUCUGUAUACCACCACUCCGGAGACCAAGACAGUGCAACAGAGAUCUUCAGUGACUGGUGAUGCCUCAGAUGGGUACAAGGGAAGCCGCAAGUAUGACAUCUUGAAGGAGAGCAAGGCAACGGACAUUGAGGCUGGCCCACCCUCCCCAGUUGUCAGCAUGCCUCCUGUUGUAGCUGACAAAUCAAAGGAAUUGGGUUUGAUAUCUGGAGAAAGGACUCCAUUUGUGGUGUUUGGCCUGGCUAAGAUCCAUAAGACCAAGUUGUUGGCCACUCUGAGUGGACUCAAACUGGAGGCAGAGAUGAAUGCUGUCCACUCAUCCCUCACUUUCAGGGAGAAGGUGCGAGGAGCUAAAACAGCAGCCAGAGCUCAACGCACCACGUCUGAACUCACCCACACAGGCCACAUUGGGGACACCAUGAUUGUGCUCCUUGAAGGCAUCGCUCCUAACCAGCAGACGGUGGUGAGAGUGACAAUCGGCAAGAGUCAGGGCCUGUACACCAGCCUGUCUCGCAAGACCAAGGCCAAGAACAGUGCACUCAUCACCAUCGGAGACGUCCAUGUUGACAUCCCACAGCACCCGGUGAUCCUGCAUGACAUGAUGACUCGCAGCAGCAAGCAGCUCUCCUCCACCCUUAUGGAACUGCGUGUGGCUCGGCCCACUGCCCGCCUCAACCGUGGAGCCACAGCAGAUGAGCCAGACACCAACAUCUCCCCUCGGCCACCCCAGGAACCUCCAGGAGUUCAGGAACCCAUCCCUCCUGAGUCCCUCCUUCACCCACUUGUUAUUGAAUUCUCCAUCCUCCUUCAGAGUCUCAGUAUCCAGGCGGCACUGCUCCCCUCCCUGCAGGCACAAUACCGUAUGGAGCAGGUGUCCAGUCUAGGCUUCACAGGGGCCAAGGCAAAGUUCAGUGUUCACCUUCCAACGCAUCACCUAUCCUUCUCCACACGACUGCAGGACCUGCCAAGUGACACACACCUCCCCUCAUCUGCCAGCAUCCAACUUCCCCAGGUGCAUGUAGAGGCUGAGUUGAUCCAGGAUAGUGACACACACAGUGACCCACAUGCAGCAGUCACAGAUGGCAUGGUGCUGCGGGAAGGGAACUACCUGAGUGCUGUGGCUGAGAUUGGUGCCCUGGAACACAGCCUUACCACAGACCUGCUCAACCACCUUGUCUUUGUGCAAAAAGUGUUCAUGAAGGAAGUGAAUGAGGUAGUGCAGAAGAUGGCAGGAGGGGACAAGCCAGUACCACUGUGGACUGAGGAAGGGCCCAGCCAUGUCUCACCACCCAGCAGGCUGCUCUUCACCCUCCAGCUGCGCCUCAAGGGCAUCAUCAUCACUGCCACCACCCCCACCCAGUCUGCAGUGCGACUAGAGACCGGAGUGGUGGAGCUGCAGCUGAGCAACAGGGUGGAGAACAUCAGCCGCCCCAUCCGCACCACAGAUCCCACACAGCCCAUGAAGAUAUUUGGCAAGGCUCAGGUGGACAUCAACGUUGCUCUUGGUCAGCUGCUCAGGAAUGACAUGUUUGAGGAAGCUGAGCCAGAGUUCCAGCAGCUGGCCUUCUUCCGCACCAGGAUAUGUUUGCGCAAUGCCUUGUACAAUGAGAUGCUGAGUGUUGGGGAGGAGGGGGAGGUGGUGCUGAUCACACUGACCAGGCCACUGGUGUGUGUGCAACCCGUGGCUGUGGACAGAGCCGUACUGGUGUGGCUCAACUACAAGAAUGCCUAUGAGUACUGGAGCGAGCAGAGAGCCUCCCUCAACAAGGAAGUGCUCACAGCCACCCAGCAGGUGUUUGAGAAGGUACCUCAAUUCUCCUCCCUGUCUUCAGCUGCUCACAUUACCAACAAUGUGUUCCUGCAACUCACUGUGGAUGACAUCGGUAUAUGCUUGCCCCUCAACCCUUGUCGAACGGUCAGCCACCAAGUAGACUCCACUGAGACUCGUGAUGCCCUGGUGGUCACCCUGGAGAGCACCAUCAUCUCAGCUUGCAACUCUGGCUCCCUGGUGUGCAAGGCUCGCUUCAAGGGCUUUUGCAUGCGUUUUGCCCCGGAGUUUGAGACAAGCUUGGAUGACUGGAAACCUGACUUCAAGGAUCACAUCAACCUGUGCACUGUGUCAGAAGGCACCUAUGAGGUCUGCAGUCGUACAGUAGCUGGACACUCGGAGAAGGCGGAGAAUGCCAAGUGGCUCCUCAACGUGCAGUGGCAGAUGGAGGGAGUGGAUCUGCAUCUGGAUGUCAACAUCGGCAAGCACCUGAGUGCCCUGGCACGUACCCUCACCAUGCUGACCGGUGCCCCAGACACUGCUGGGCCUCAGGGCACCUACGACUCAGAUGAUGACGGAGAGCACAGUGAACAUAACACCUCACAGCAAGAGUCAGCUGCUCUACGGAGGCAGCCCACCGUUAAUGAGAGUCUGCCAGCCUUUGUGUUUGACGCCACCCUGGAUGCCCGACAGCGAGCCAAAUUGCUGGAGAUUGAGAUGAACGAACAGGCAAAGACUGUCAAUGAUCUCAAAUCCCUUGGAGCCUCAGCCUCCACCAUUGAGCAAGAGAUGCGUCGCCUUCAGGAGCUGGAGGCUUUGGUGUUCCAUGACUUCAGACGUGACGUGAUCAAGAAGCUGCGGCGGCAGAGCGUAAAGGCAACUUCCAUGAAGGACCGGCUGGGUCUGGGCCCCAAGUCCCACGUCAGGUCCAAGAGCUUCAGAGUUCCCUCACCCACCAUUGAAGUGAAGGAACCACCACUGAGUGGAGGAAGCCGUGGCAGCAAUGAGCAAGGAUCCAUCAGUGUGGACAGCUCUCCGUGUCAUGCCACCAAUGAUACCUCUGCCCAGAAAGUCAAAUUCAUGGACAGGUCCCAGGGACGGCACCUCUCCUUCACCAGUGGAUCCUCGGACUCCUACCCAACGGAUGACCUGGACAACAGUGAUGUCUUCCUUGGCACUCCUGCUCACCAGCGCACACCAACCCCCACCAAUGGGUCUGAUCCAGAGACUGAAACCAUCACCAUUACUAACCUGAGCAACGACAACAUGGAGAGCUCAGUGCCUCGCAGUGUUGGUGGGCUGGAGGGCCUGGUGAGUGUACUGGACCAACCAUCCUACCAGCGGCCAGGUGUGGGAGGUGCCAAGGGAGCAGGGGACAGUGGCAGCACCCCAGGGACAGCCACAGCACCUCUUUCCAGUCAUUCCAGUGCACACAGCUCAGUUCAGAAGUCUAGAGAUGAGAAUAUAUUCAGGAAAAAAGCUUGCCGUGUAACAUUCCAUUACUAUAAAGGUCCCAUCACCCCUGGGGGCCUGGGCUCCAGCUCAGGCACCGUCAAGCCUCUGGACCCCAGCAUUGAUCUGGAGCUGGAUGUGCGUGUGUGCAUCAGCUCUGGCAUGUGCAAUCUGUACACCAAGUGUGUCACCAGGGAGGAGGAGCGAAGAAUGAAGAAGGAACGCAGCUUCUCUGGUGGAAUCUCUGAGACUCCAAGCAGCCCAGGCUCAGGUCGUAGAAAGAAUGAAGGACGGCCAAACCUGUCCUCCACCAAGCUGAGGGCACCUCCCCCUCCCUCCUUCCAUGUAUCCUCCGAUACUGUCUUCUACAUCCCUGGUCUUGAUGUCAAGGUGCAUUAUGAGUCCCACAACAUCCAUGAGGAGACACCUGUGGGCAGUGGUGGUGGUCUGUUUGGUAGUGGAGGUGGCUUGCAGCAGGAUGGCCCUGGGUGGUCCUCUCCCAGCACAGGUGCCAGCGGCAGUGCCAGCAGCAGUGUGGGAGGAGGAGGGUCUCGUAAGAGUGGCAUGGCAACCAGUGGUAUCAAGCGAGCCUCUCUUUUCACCUGGCUCACCCUGCAAAGCAUCAAGAGAGAGACCACUGUCAGUCCCAACAUUCUGGAGUUCCUUGAGUUGGCACUGGAGCCGCUGCCUGUCACUGACCACCAACAGAAGCCUCCUGUCACCUCCCAGGAGCCUGAGCCAGUGUUCAAUGUGGAUGUGGACUCUUCUGGUGUGGUGGGUGGAGGUACUGGACCCUAUGUGUAUGCUUCCUUCCCUGUGGAUGUGGUAGUGUACUUCCACAUGCAGCCUUCCACUAUCAGGUUCUCGUGUCAACCUGUGUCCCGUGUGGAGUGUCUAUUGCAGCUUCCUUCACUCAACCUUGUGUUCUCAUCCAAGAGGGCUGAGGAUGAAUCCAUGCCAGAUCUGGGCAGCAAGUUACAGGCAACCAUUGGAGGAUUGAGUGUGACAGGUGUUCUGGAGGAUUUCUCCUUGUAUGUGUUUCACCCUUAUGGUGGGAAGCAGCGGGGCACAGGAGGGGCACCGUACCUAGCUACCUCCCCACUGGCAGCCCUCACAGAUGGCGAGCGCAAGGACUCCCUCAGUGUCAUGGUAGAAUUUGUCAAGCUGCAUAUUUCAAGGUCACGCAAAAUUAAUUUCAAGCCUGAGGGUGUUAAGAUGAAGGCCUCAGGAGGAUCAGACUCCUCUAAGGCUAUCAUCAGGUUCUCCACUAUUGUGGACAUUGGAGCUGCCCACUUCAAGUAUGACAUGAGAAGGCUGACAGAAAUCCUGGCCUUCCCACGUGCCUGGUACAGAAGGUCCAUAGUACGGCGACUCUUCCUUGGGGACUUUACAGGUGGUGCCACAUCCAGUGAGUGGGAUGAGGUCAGCCCGGCACCCUCCUCAUCAGAGUCACCCCCCAGCCAAGCCCCACCUGCUCCCUCCAAGCGACACUCCUCAAGUUCAUCAGAGGGCCUUGAGGGUCCCCGGCGGGAGAAUACCAGUGGGGCAAACAGCAGUAGUGGUGUUGCCCAGUCUACCCCACCCAGCUCCCAGCUUGGAGGUGCUGGGGCAGGCAGCUGGGCCAGGGACAAGCUGAGGCUCAACUUCGACUCUGAUGUCCACCCACGAAAGAGUCCCAAGCUCUCAGGUAUGGGUGAGACCAUGUGUGAGGAGGACAGCAAUGGUGUUGGGGCAGAUGUUGGAGCCUCCAGCUAUGGCAGAGCAGAUGGCGACCAGGGAGCAGGAAGUCAGACGGCCAGCAAGACGGGCUCUUGGGAAACCCUGGUGCUGUUUGCUGUCAACUUCACCCGGCUUGGCGUGCAGAUGAACAUGGGCAACGUGAUGGGCAAUGUGGUUUGGACCACCAAAGACUUCAAGGCCAAUGGCAGACUGUCCAUAGGCAGCACUGGCCACAAGAACAUGUACAUUGGCCUCAGCUUGGGAGGCUCAGGCCUUGAUGCAAAGGGUGGCAUUGUGGGUGGCACCAUUGAGCUCUCAGAGAUCAAUAUGUACCUCAAAAUCCGUGAGGACCCAGGAACUGAACCAGACCACACCAUUGGUAUGAAGCUAUUUGCCUCCCAGUCCCGCCUGGACUACAUGGGCACCAGUGUCCUGAUGGGGCGCGUGUCCUCCUUUGGCGUCACACUGAGGGAUGAGUGGAAGCUGAAGCAGUGUGCAGAGACAGACAAUGAUGCCACUCGCAGGGGAGCCACCAUCUUCAUCCUUGGCGACCUGGAGUGGGACCAGCUGCAGCUCAUCAUCAGCAAGUCCACCACUGCUGACCUGCUCAAGAUGCACCACAAGCUGGAUGAGUUCUUCUCCCAGCAGUUCAAGUCCAGUAAGCGGGUGUUCUCCUCCCUGCAGCCCACAAGACACAAAUCCUCUGUCAAGCAGAAACCCAAGGAUGGCAACAGGAAGCUGGCUAGUGUUCUAGGUGUGCCUUCUGGCCAGGAUGCUCGCCACCACCGUCACUGGCAGGGGGUCUUGUAUCGUGUGUCUGGCCUGCGCCUCACCACGCUACCAAUGCCACUACCUGACUCAGGCACAGUGUUGGGUGGGUCGCUGGAGCUGCACGGCAAGACCAUCUCCCUUGCCUGCUUCCAUGGUGUUAACUUCAGGAGCAAGUCGUGGGCAUUGUUUAGUCUUCAGGAGCCAUACAUCAACUUUACCUCUGAAGUGCAAGAAGUGCCUGGAGACCCGCCCCGGGACACACACAUCGUGCAGAACCUCACCUUCAGCCUGGGGGUCAUGGAGCACACCCAUGCACAACACGUCUCUAUGGCCACUGUCUGCCGCAUCACUCGCAACAUGGUUUUCCCACCACAGUUCAGAGCCAUCCAGGAGUGGUUCCAUUAUGCUUUCUGCACCUCAGAACUUGACAAUGUGGACCGGUUCCCUUCUCUGGACCGAAGUGACAGCCUCCCGUCCUCCUCCUCGGAUGGCAAGAGAGCCUCAACACGUCUGCAGGAUCACAACCACUCCUCAGAGACAAUCUUUGCCCUCCCCUCCAUGCAGAUCCACCUAAACACCAAGCACCUGCAGACGGCCACCACACCAGACUUCAUGGGUGAGCACACACAGAGAAGCACCCCUUGUACACCCAAGAAUUUAGAUGAUGAGAAGCCCAAGGUGGAGUGUUCCUUGGUGACUGAGUUCCAGGAUCAUAUAUUUGUGGCUGUGGAUGCAGAAAGCUUCUUCUUCCUGCAUGAUCUGAUUGCCUCCUAUGUGAAGGACACCAAGGAGAAAAUGGCCAGGAAACCCAAAAUGCCAAAUGCUGAGGCAGAGAACAGCAAGGAGAGUGCAGAGAAGAAGCCCAAGGUGGUGAGGGUGAACGAGCCAACACAACUGUUGCAGCAGGACUGGCGGGAGUUCACCUGCACCACCUGGCACCUGGAGCCCACCGUCAGGCUUCUGUCAUGGGCCACCAAGAACCUGGAGCCCUAUGGAGUGGACUACAUCCUGCAGAAGCUUGGGUUCAGCCAUGCCCGCACCACCAUCCCCAAGUGGCUCCAAAGAGGCUGCAUGGAUCCCCUGGACAAAGUUCUUUCCAUGCUGAUGUUCCGCAUGAUUGCUGCCAUUUAUGACCAUGACAGUGCCAACAGGUAGUGAGAUGAGGCAAGGUAGUGGCAGUGGUGGAAGGCUUAUCCCAAGAGCCUAUUGGUGCAGUGGGUAGGGAGAUAUCCUGUUGAUCAAUGGUGUAAUGACAUGUGUCUGUACCAUGAGCAGGUGGCAUAGGAAGGUUAAGUAUCCUAUAGGUAAUUGGUAGAGGGGUGAUGUGCCCUACAAGCCAGUGCUGGUGAUGGGGUGCUGUGCCCUACAAGCUAGUGGUGGUGGUGGUGGUGGUGGUGAUGGCAGUGGUCAUGGUGUGCAAGGGUGCAGGGCCCUGAAUGAAAUAUGAUGGUCUUUCAUAUUGGAUUAAUCUGAAUAUUUUAUAUAGAAAUUUUACAUUGUUGAUAUUUUUAGAAUGUUGCAUUAGAUGAAAUGUAGCAGUUAUAUAACACACCUUAGGAUGCACAAUCAUUGACAAUGCAGGGCCCUAAGCUAUGACUCAGUACCUUCUCCGAAGUCCACUGCUGGGUGUUGUGUUCAGCAGUGGGGUGUUGUGCCCUACAAAUUAAUGGAAGUGCAGCAUUGUGUCUGACAAACCAGUGAAUGUAAGGAGACAGAUGUCCCACAAUGGUAAAGGUGUAUUCUCUGCCACACAAUUGAUAAAUUUUAUGCUAUUUAUUACAUUGUCUCACUGACUUCAAGUCCAAAUAGUGCAUUGUUGUAUCUGUUUAAGGUGUGUAAAGGUCACAGAUAUAUACAAAUAUGUACAAGUUUAUUGUUUAAAAAGACAAAAUACACCCACAUCUAUAAUGCAUGGGUUCAUGGACACAUACUUCCAUGCUUACUUAACCUAGUCAGCUUGUGUACAUAUGACUUAUUUUUUAGAUGUAUAGUCAAUAUAAUGGGGAAGAGAGAGGAAGGUAUAUGAUGUGUGUAUUGAAUGUGUUGUCUAGUCCAGAGGGGAUGCCACACCUCAGUCCCCAACCCUGCUGAAAAGACUCCUUGUUAUGGUGCUCCUUGUUUCCAUGUUUGUUUGGUGAGAGGAGUUUCUUAUUUUAUUUUUUUACACUAUCAUGUGCCAUAAUAAGAAGGUGUAGCAGAUUAGCAGAGGUGUUUUGGUGUCAAGUAUGUUGUUUAUCAUGGUUGGUCACACUUUUUUCCAUGUUCUGUCAAUGGUUAGGUAAAAAAUAUAUAUGUAUAUAUGCAAUAAAAGUUUAUUCUCAUGUG